Messenger RNA from Chondrus crispus (carragheen), 708 nucleotides. RefSeq lists its product as hypothetical. The coding region runs from base 1 to 708 and encodes 235 amino acids. Gene Ontology annotation, molecular function: transaminase activity; pyridoxal phosphate binding. Lineage: Eukaryota; Rhodophyta; Florideophyceae; Gigartinales; Gigartinaceae. The record is from RefSeq and is a predicted model, not a curated record. Gene Ontology annotation, biological process: biosynthetic process; amino acid metabolic process. The transcript has a single exon.
AUGCUCGUCGUGUGCUCGCCGAAUAACCCCACAGGCGAGGUGCUGGACAAAGAGACCGUCGUUGACGUCGUGCGGUGGGCCCGCGCUAACGGGCUGCACGUCGUGUUUGAUGAGGUUUAUGCAAACAGCGUGCACGCGGAGGGGAAGGAGUUUUGCUCCGUCGCCAGCGCCUUGCAGGGCGACUUGGGCGAUGAUGUCCACGUCGUUUGGUCGUUUUCGAAAGACUUUUGCCUGUCGGGCGCGAGGGUCGGCAUUUUAUAUUCGCAGAACCGCGACCUUAUGCGCAGUGUUGACGCCUUUCUCUCCCCACUGAUGUCCACCUCGACGCCUACCCAGUGGGCACUGCAAGCAAUGAUCGAGGAUCAGCCCUGGCUGGACGACUACUUUGCGGCAAAUCGACGCCGCUUGCGCCAUGCCUAUUCCCGCUGCACAGCACUUUUGGACGACAUGGCCGUCCCGUAUGUCAACGCACACGCCGGCCUCUUCGUCUGGGCCGACUUUCGCAAAUGGAUGUCGGCAGAGUCUGAGGAGUGUGAGAUGCACCUGUGGAGACGUUUUUGCGACGCAAAGGUCUUUCUCACCCCGGCGAGCCAGUGCUUUGGCCAGCGUUACGGAUUCUUUCGCAUUUGCUUUGCGGCUGUCGAUGUGGCGACGUGUCAGGUCGCGUUGAAUCGAAUCAAACAGGCUCUUGUCAUGGCACGUCUUUAG